Messenger RNA from Lathyrus oleraceus (garden pea), 1486 nucleotides. RefSeq names its product E3 ubiquitin-protein ligase RING1-like. Gene Ontology annotation, biological process: protein ubiquitination. Gene Ontology annotation, molecular function: ubiquitin protein ligase activity. Lineage: Eukaryota; Viridiplantae; Streptophyta; Magnoliopsida; Fabales; Fabaceae. The transcript is spliced from 2 exons. Bases 110 to 1147 code for a protein of 345 amino acids. The record is from RefSeq and is a predicted model, not a curated record. Gene Ontology annotation, cellular component: cytoplasm.
UCUUCUUCCUCUCUUUUCAUUUCACGUUGAUUGUGGUCUCUCAUUUUUCAUUCUUCCUUCUCUUUUCCCUUCUCUCUCUUCUUUCUCUCUCUUCAUUUUUCUCGCUGACAUGUCUUCCGCCGGCGGCAACCACAACCUUCACCCCGGCGGAAACUCCGACGAACUUCGUCAAUACUUUUGCCACCAGUGCCAACGCACAGCCUUCAUUUCAACCUCCACCGCCGAUCUAAUCUGUCCCAAUUGCAACAGUACCUUCCUGGAGGAACUCGAAGCUCCAAUCCCGAACCCUAACCCUAAUCCCAACCCUAUCCCUCCGUUCUUCUCCCACACCACCGACUUUCCCGCCGCAGGCUUCUCCUUUCCCCUCGUUUUCUCUGGUGGUGCCGCUCCUCAGCCAUUCAAUGAUCUCUCCGCCUUGUUGUCGUCGUCCCCGUCUCAGCCUGCGCCUUUCGGCGAACCGUUUAACCCUGUCGCCUUCAUCCAGAAUUACCUUCAGAACAUGAGGGCGGGAGGAGGCAAUGUUCAGUUCUUCAUCAACGACGGCGAUGAUGCGGCUCGUCAGUUUCGGUUUCCCGGCAACGCGAAUCCGGGGGAUUAUUUCUUUGGACCGGGGCUUGAGGAUCUGAUCCAGCAAUUGGCUGAGAACGAUCCGAGUCGGCGUGGGACUCCUCCUGCGGCAAAAUCUGCUGUGGAAAAACUCCCUGUUAUCGAAGUUACCGGGGAGUUGCUGGAGUCCGAUUCGUCUCAGUGUGCUGUGUGCAAAGACACAUUUGUCCUUGGUGAAAAGGCCAAGCAGAUGCCGUGUAAGCAUAUUUAUCAUGCUGAUUGUAUCUUGCCGUGGCUGGAAAUGCAUAAUUCUUGCCCUGUUUGUCGUCAUGAGUUGCCCACCGAUGAUCCUGAUUAUGAGCAGAGGGCUCAGAGCGGUGGAGGUGAUUCUGGUGCUGCUGGUGGAGAUGAUUCUGUGAGGAGGUUUAGGGUGUCUUUGCCGUUAAUGCCAUUUAGGGUACCUUCUUCUGCUGCGGGGACAAGUAAUGCUGGGAAUGUUGACAACGACAAUAACAGCAAUAGCAAUAGUGAGCAGUCCAAUACUGAGAAUAGGAGCAAUCAGAAUUUUGGGUCAGAGACCAGACAAGAAGAUCUCGACUGAGAAUCAGUCCUCUUUCAUAUGUAUCAGGUAUCAGGGGUGUCAAGUCUGCAGCAUUCUGUGAGUAGAAGGUGAUGUCAAAUACCAAGCACUGGUUUGACAGUUAAAAAUUUUAUAUUUUACUAUAAUGAACUCAUGUGAUUGUACAUCACCGUUUUGAUACUUAGAGUUCUUUGUAGAUUAAUGGUUUUUAUGUACAUUAUCUGUUCUAUAUUUUGUGAACUAUGCUGUCUGUGACAUUGUUUUCAUUGUUCACCUCUUCCUGGGUUUGGUUUCAAAAGGAAGAAAAGGUUAUAGCCGUUUCACCUAGAAAAUGAAUAGUUGAAAUAAAUUGUUUUUUUU